UGAUUUGUCCCUGGCUGCACGUCGAAGUCUCCAGGUGAAUGGUGGUACUAUUUACAGAGGGCCGGCCAAAUCCUAUCUCGGACGCAUACGGCGCUAUAUUAGGCAAAAGAGAGAUAAAAUGUCUCAUGAUGACGGUAUACGCCUCCAACUUUCAAGUGGAUUGUUUUCCGCUACCACCAUGGACAAGAAACCACCCCUGAGCUUUUUUUCUAACCCUGCAAUAGUGAGUACGUACUACAUUUCACUCCUCAUCACGCUUUUUGAGCUACUUUACGUCCAGGACCACGCCUGUGCAGGCAUCGGGGCUGGUGUUGUUGCCGUCCUCUGCAUGCAUCCGCUCGACCUCCUCAAGAUCAAGUUUCAGAUCGCAACUGACCGGCCAAAGGGUGGACUAGGUAGUCAGAUUUGGCUCGCCUUGAGGGGAAUAAAGGAGACGCAAGGAUGGAGAGGACUUUACCGAGGCGUAGGGCCCAACAUCGCCGGCAAUGCCUCGAGUUGGGGACUGUACUUCUGGUUUUAUAACAUGCUCAAACAGCAUGCCUCCGGCGGAGAUCCAUCCUACCAGUUGUCAGCAGGGUCAUAUCUUCUGUGUUCCGCUGAAGCAAGUGCCGUUACCGCCAUAAUGACCAAUCCCAUAUGGGUGGUAAAAGUCCGCGUGUUCACAACGCGUUCAGAUGAUCCAGCCGCAUACCGGAAUCUUUGGCAUGGCUUUAAAUCCAUUUAUCGAGAUGAAGGCGCAAGGGGCCUGUACCGAGGAACCACCCUGGCGUUGGUCGGCGUCAGCAAUGGUGCUCUCCAGUUCAUGGGAUAUGAGAAGAUGAAGGCUUGGGGAUUCGCUCAAAAACGCAAAAGCUUUGCUACACAGGGCAAGGAAUUUCGAGCAGAGGACGACAAACUCUCGAAUACAUCUUACACGAUCAUGUCUGGUGCUAGCAAGCUAUUCGCUCUCGGAGCUACAUACCCAUACCAGGUAGUCAGGUCUCGAAUACAAAAUAACGCUACGACACAUUUGUACCCUACUAUCCCAGCGACAAUAAAACGGACAUGGAAGGGAGAGGGCGUCCGUGGCUUCUAUCGUGGACUUGCCACCAAUCUGGUCCGCGUUCUUCCCGGUACCUGUGUGACUUUCGUCGUCUACGAAAAUAUUGCAUGGUUAUUUCGGACCGCGGCCGCUCGUCGGGACAGAUUACGGGCAGAGAAGGUGGGCAGCUGACGGACACGACAGCAUAUGCCAGCGUUUCAGAUUCCUAGUACAUUAUACGACUUUUGAAUUAAUCUGUGUUAGACACCGCAUCCUACAGCCGCACAUCUCAUAGGAAAUUGUUUCACUUGAUUCCUAAAGCUACUUUAUUGGCAUCGGUAAUAUCUUCGUCUUCAUUAUCCUGUUGGCUUUGGGCUUGGGCACGGGAGCAUUAACGUUUUCAGUUAUGUAGAACCUGCGUAGAACCAUAAUGGCGUCUUCUCUGCCGUAUCCGCCCACUGCCUUGUAUGUUGGGAGUUUUGGAUGAGGGACCGCUUCAUUCACGCCUAGCACACUCCCACAUCCGCCGAAGCGGUCAUUGCCACAGCCGUAAUAGACCUCUUUAAUUCCUAGUUGCCUGAGGGCGGAGGCACACAUGAUGCAAGGCUCCACUGUCACAUACAGGGUAGUCUCCGAGAGCGGAUACUCAGUUAUCUCCGGCGUAAGCGUUUUGUCCGCAAGAAUCUCGUCUAUAACCUCCAGUUCUGCGUGGCGCGUCGCGUUUCGAAGUUCAUUGGUCCGGUUUCGUGCGCCAGCGAUUACGCUGCCGCCGCGCACAAAGACGCAGCCUACCGGGACUUCGCCCGCAGCCAGAGCUCCCUCUGCCAUUUCUUGAGCUUUGC
Molecule: messenger RNA, 1863 nt
Organism: Phanerochaete carnosa HHB-10118-sp
Lineage: Eukaryota; Fungi; Basidiomycota; Agaricomycetes; Polyporales; Phanerochaetaceae
Exons: 10
Coding region: 119-1213 (364 amino acids)
Biological process (GO): folate import into mitochondrion; nucleotide transport
Cellular component (GO): mitochondrion
Molecular function (GO): FAD transmembrane transporter activity; folic acid transmembrane transporter activity
Source: RefSeq, a predicted model, not a curated record